AUGCCUACUCAUUUAAUUUGUUUUAGACAUCCUGCAUUAGGCAGAGGUUUCGGUUUGGGAUAUAAGAUUCAAUUCGGUUACGACUUCGUUGGUGAUAACUACAACGGAAGUAACUCGUUUGUACCCGACCCAGAUCCACUCGACUGCGGAGGACAUGGUACUCACGUAAGUGGUAUCGUCAGCGCCAUAGCUCCUACGUUUACCGGCGUAGCUCCGAAUGCAACUCUCGGUGUAUAUCGAGUUUUUGGAUGCAGCGGUGGAUCUAGCAAUGAUGUUGUUAUUGCUGCCUUUAAUGCAGCUUAUCAAGCUGGUGCUCAAAUUAUUACUGCGUCUCUUGGAAGUCCUUCUGGAUGGACUGAAGAUCCGUUAGCAGUAGUUGUAGAUAGAAUUGUCGAUGCUGGUGUUUCUUGUACUUUUUCUGCUGGUAACAAUGGCAAUGAAGGAUUAUUCUUCGCUUCGACUGCAGCAAACGGCAUUGAUGUCACUGCUAUUGGAUCAGUUGAUAGUAUAAUAACUCCUCAAAUCAUGUACGAAGGACAAUUUACUAUAAACUCUUCAGCUAAUACAAAUUUUCAAUACCUUCCUGCAAAUAAUCCUUUUCCUAACAAUAUUUCUGGAUAUCCAUUGUACGUUGUUGAUCAUAAUAUAACGAACCCGGCUGAUGCUUGCACUGCGUUACCAGCUGAUACACCAAUAUUAUCUGAGAAAAUUGUUCUUAUUCGUCGAGGUAGUUGUACUUUUCUGAGUAAAAUAGCUAAUGUUCAAAAAUUUGGUGCUCAAUAUAUUAUGAUCUACAAUAAUGAAAAUCCUAUGGUCAAGCCACAGAGCCCAAGCGGAGUCUUCGCUGCCAUGGUUUCAGCUGAACAAGGUGCUUACUGGAUCAGUCGUCUUCAAGAAAGUCUAGUCAUCAACUUUUACUUCUCCCCUAAGUCGAUAACAACUACUAUCAGUUCACCUAACAAUAUUACUGGCGGUACAAUGAGUAUUUUCUCGUCAUGGUCUCCAACCAAUGAACUAAUCAUUAAGCCAGAAGUUUCUGCCCCUGGUGGAAAUAUAUUGUCGACUUAUCCUCUUCAUUUGGGCGGCUAUGCUAUACUGUCUGGUACAUCUAUGGCAGCACCUUAUAUUGCCGGUGUCAUUGCCUUAUACAAGAAUGCAAAAGGUGCGCGAACACAGAUCGAUUCGUUUACUAUCAGACAUAUUCUUGCCACUACGGCUACUCCUCUGUUUUUCAACGAUGGAAAACAGACCUAUCCUUACUUGGCUCCGGUUGUUCAGCAGGGUGGUGGUUUAGUUGAUGCAUUUGCCGCACAGAAAGCAGCUGCUACUGCCUAUACUUUGGGUAUGAACACUACGUUGCCUCAAAGGUUUCCUCCUGAACUCAUCACACAAUAUGCGAAAGUGAUUAUUUCACCUUACGUAUUGACUAUUCCUGGCAAGAGCACGGCUGUCAUUAGAGUGACUUUUACUCCUCCUACGGGUCUCGAAGCCAAACGUAUUCCAGUUUACUCUGGUUAUAUUUAUAUUCAGAAUAGCAAAAAGGAAAAUUUUCAUUUGCCUUAUGUUGGCGUCAGUUACGAUAUGAAACGUGUUACACUCACUGAUUUUGAAAAUCAAUUUCCGUACAUCUCGAAUUCGUCCGAUACCAGUGAAAAUCCAAAACCUAUUGGUGCCAAUCAGACGUUCAUUGUUAGCAUUGACAUGCCUACCAUCAAUUGGCGGCUCGUUAUGAGUUCGCCGCUCGUACGAGUUGAUAUUCUCGGUAGUGGUAAACAGAUCAAUGUCGCUGGAAUGAACAUACUCGGUAGCAUUCCUGACUAUCCAUUGUAUUGGGUUUCUCGAAAUUAUUUUAUUAAAACUAAUGACAAUUCUUUGUACUAUAAUGUGAGUUGGAAUGGAACUCUCAACACGGGUAUUCAAGUACCAGCUGGUAAUUACAGAUUCUUGUAUCGUGCACUCAAAAUUUUUGGGAAUCAAGACAAUAAGAAAGACUUCGAGACUUGGACAAGCCCGAUGUUCAAUAUACAAUAUGAAACACAUUAA
This is a messenger RNA of Rotaria sp. Silwood1, 2043 nucleotides long. The record is from the annotation of a GenBank genome assembly. Lineage: Eukaryota; Metazoa; Rotifera; Eurotatoria; Philodinida; Philodinidae.